UGCCAUCGUAGUCUCAUUCUUCACGGGCUCUGAGAUGGGUGAACAAGAAACGAACAAGCAGCUGCGUGACAGCAUGGAACACAAGGCAGUUGAUGAGGUAGACUCAUGUGGUAAAAUCUUCGAGGCCAAGGCGCCUCGGAUAGAUUUGAUGAACUUGCUGGAGUGUGACGAGAACAAUGAGGAAUCCAAAAAGUCAGAUGAACCCGAAAAUACCUCCGAUGAACCGAAGAAGCGUUCGCUUUCAGCGGACAACACGGAGACAAGUUUCGGUAGUGGUGGCAAGACGGAUUCUCAGUCCACCAUAAAACAAGUACAGUGCAUUACCAACAAUAAUAACAAAACAGUGCGUCGCUUUCAGUUCAAGCGUCCGCAGAUAUUGCGUUCCAAGUCCGUAGACGCUUUAUUAUUAAGUUGUCGUUGCGAUCGUAAAGUGACAGAAUUGUUUAAAUCGUUCGAGCGCUUAGAUUGUGGUAAUACAAAUAACUCAAAUGUGAAUAGUGAAACUGGUGCAAUUGAAAACACAGAAGUGAAAUUGCCAAGUGACCUCAUGACUCGUUCAGAGAUUAUUGGGACCAAUGCUCACAUGCAGGCGAGCGCUGGUCCAGGCCGAAGGGCGGUAAACGCGGUGACACGCGGUCUUAGGCGCCUGGUCAGGAAACACUGCAGCAGUCUGGAUAUUAGCACGCCUGACCCCGAGUUCAAGGUGGCUUAUUUGGGAAAUGUCGUUACUGGAUGGGCUAAAGGUGAGCCUUCAUUUAAUUUAAUUUAA
Messenger RNA from Ctenocephalides felis (cat flea), 769 nucleotides. RefSeq lists its product as uncharacterized. NCBI's taxonomy places the organism in Eukaryota, Metazoa, Arthropoda, Insecta, Siphonaptera, Pulicidae. The transcript has a single exon. The record is from RefSeq and is a predicted model, not a curated record. Bases 35 to 769 code for a protein of 244 amino acids.